This is a messenger RNA of Aspergillus tanneri, 828 nucleotides long. RefSeq names its product velvet factor family protein. The transcript has a single exon. Lineage: Eukaryota; Fungi; Ascomycota; Eurotiomycetes; Eurotiales; Aspergillaceae. The record is from RefSeq and is a predicted model, not a curated record. Bases 1 to 828 code for a protein of 275 amino acids.
AUGUCGGCAUUCACGGACGUAUCUAUUGCUCCCUAUUCCCAGAGACCUAAUUUAGAAUUAAGUAUUCGCCAGCAACCCGCUCGGGCACUUGUCGCUACUGGGAAGCGGAAGGAGGGCAAGACAGUCGAUCCCCCGCCGAUUGUGGAAGUCCGGUUAAGAGAGACAGGGACCGAUCUCUCGGAGCACUAUCUAUUAAGUCCCUACUAUUUUAUGUGCUGCAGCCUCUAUAAGGUCUCAGAAGACAGCCAAGUCGCCCCUGUACCACCGUCCACGACUUUGGCCGGCACUCUAGUUUCCUCACUUUACCGGAUAAGGGACGUGGACAAUAGCAAUAGAGGGUAUUUUGUCUUUGGAGAUUUAUCGGUGCAGAUUAAGGGCAACUUUCGGUUAAAGUUCACACUCUUUGAGAUCCAGGGGGAUACUGCGCAUUAUUUACAGUCUAUUUUUUCGGCUCCCUUUGAUGUGUCGCCCCCAAGGAAGUUCCCUGGAAUGGUAGGAUCGACGCUUUUGACCAGAUCUUUUGUAGAUCAGGGCGUGAAGUUGAGACUCCGAAAAAGGCCCAGAGUUAAUCCUCAGACGUCGCCGUCUUCUUCUCGCUACCCAGAUGGCACCGGGGUCCAAACGCCUUUCCCGGCGUUUAGUGGCAGUCUCCACUGGAUAUGGGAAUAUGGGGACUCUGGAGGACCAAAUAAACGUCAACGCACGACGGUUGAUUGUGGCAGUGGCAAGUAUGAUGCUGGUGGACAAAUGUGUCAGAUGGAAGCGCACCCGCAGGACGACCAUGUACAGUACUAUUCUUACGGAACGACCAAUAGUAUGGACGUCUAA